AUGGCAUCGCACCAGACAGCAGCUAUCCCUAUUAAUCGUCACCACAAGCGAUCCGUCGAUAGAGUUCUCCCACCAGCUCUCGAAGUCAGGCUAGCUCGCCUCUCUAUCGACGAGGGCGAAUCCAAGAGCGCCCAUAUCGUCCCUGCCCCACCUUCCUUGCCUCUCCGCAUGGGCAUGCCUGACUUUGAGCGGGUAUACAACCAGUCCGACAGCCAAGACAGCUUCAGUAGCAGCGUCAGCAGUGCCAACAGUACCAACAGCAACGGUGUCGAGUUCAUCGUCGAAGGAACCCCAAGUUCUUACACCAACAAGAGUAGGCUGGGCAAGCUUGGGUCCGACAAGGGAACCACGGGACUUCAUCGUCGUCUCGAUAACCACCACCACCAUCGUCAUCGUCAUCAUCACAACCAUCAACAUCAACAACGUCGGAGCAGGUCUAUGCUCAACCCCCAAUCACCUUCAGCACUCCUCCAGAUCGACCAGCAGCACCAGCAGCAUUACCAUCAACCCAACAUCGGUGUGAAGUACAAUCGGAGGAGCCGAUCGGGAUCGCAACUCCUGGGUGAAUUUGGGGGCACCAACAGGACAAACAACAAUGGAGGUGGCUCGCCCUUUCGGGUGCCCUUGUUUCCAAAAAAGACAAGUGGUGGUGAUGUUUAUCCAACUAGCCCCAUGAUAAUGACGACCGAGUUUGGGGAGGAUUUGUUUCAUUGGAACACUCUGGAACUCGACAAUGGCUUUGCUGACAGUCCAACAACAGCAACAGCAAUUAUGGAGAAAACGGGUACAGUAGCCUCACUCACCAGCUACAGACCACAUCCGCACCGACAGGCAGGAAUCUACAAGUGCGACGGUAGGAUGAACGAGUUCGAUACCAGUCUGCAAGCGUGCCCAUCGACAUAUCACACCCCGCCAACACUGCACUCUUCUUCGAGGAAAGGGCCUCUCUCGGCUAAUUCCUCUCGAGCCUCAUCUCGUUCCCGAUCCCCUCUUCAGGAACUCUCCGAGAACGCUGUGGGGAUGCGAGAUCGGCUAUUCGAGUUCUCUCAAACCAAGGCACAACAAGGUCUGCGUAUCGAUACAUUGGAUAACAGCGGAGAGCAUUUAGAUGUUCCCGAGAUGGAUAAGGAUCGAUUACCUCCUGCGUCACCCAUGUCUAUCGGGGCGAUGUCGAACGAACAAGAUCGUUGGAAGUCACCAACACUUUCUGCGCUCGCCUCUCCAUCAUUUUCCCGGGGUCCUUCACCUCGUCCCUUGUCUCCCUCUCCUCGCUCACAGCGAUCGGCCAUGGUGAUGGCUAUGCAUGCAGGUCGCGGCACUACGGACAAAGAAGACCUUUAUCUUUCCGAAUCGGCGGCAGCGGAGGAUGAUAUUAAUAUAGAGAUCCCGUUGAUCGAGACUCGAGAUGAGGUUCCGUUGCAGGAUAUCUGGAGGAUGGAGGAUGAGGAGCGCAAGGACCGAUUGAAUGGCGCUGAGGCUACUACCGAUGUUUCGUCGAUUGAAGAGCACAUUGCGCGCAUGAAAGGGGAGCAGCACGCCCAUGAGGAGGCGCGACUGAUCCAAGAGGCUAUUGAUGCGCAUUCUCAGGCGCUGUAG
This is a messenger RNA of Linnemannia hyalina, 1596 nucleotides long. The record is from the annotation of a GenBank genome assembly. Lineage: Eukaryota; Fungi; Mortierellomycota; Mortierellomycetes; Mortierellales; Mortierellaceae.